CGUCAACCGACUCCAAUGGCCAACCCUUUCUCACUCAUUAAUGCCCCACGGCCAGAUGACGGCAGCCCACCGCGCCAAUCAGGUUCAUCCAAAUUCGUCAUCCUCGGCCCGAACAUUGGACAGUACUUUGAAGUAUCAAGCUCAGAAGGAUCCAGCUGCAGUUCUUCGCCUUCCACUCCGUCGCAUUCGCCUAACCGUCUCAAUCAUCAACACUCAUUUGACACUUCUAAAGGCCGUUCACCCUCUCCGACUGAAUGUGACGAGAUUGACCGGGUAGAAUAUUCAUCUCCAGCCAUAGAAAUGGAAGCAUGCCAAAUGUCGGGCUGGGACAGUAGUGUCUCCGAGUUGUCAGAGGGCGACUCGGAGACAGAGACUUCCAUGAUUAUUACCCCUGAUAGAGAUAUUCGGGAUGGUCAAAGUCAGCGCUUGGAUAUCCGGGAUAUCGCCUUACUUCUCAAACAGACCUCCAUCAAAUCUGAACAUCCGGCUUUGAGACCGAAUCGCUUAUUAUCUUGCCGUACAACUUCGAGCCAUACGGUGGUACCUCGUGACUUUAAUCGUCGCUGUAGCGAAUCUUGCUCUGUUACAUCGGCCUCAAGCUCUAGUUUUCAUGCCCCUCAGCCGGGAGAGUUGAACCAACAUGGAGAUACUGUGGCUUGUGAAGCUUGCGGUAGAGGCACGACAAUCACUAACGCAAAAAAGAUUAUGCCUUGUCAAGAUGUCACGUGUGCCUCUUGCUUCUCAUCUACCCUCGGUGCCGUUACAGUAACCCAAAGUCAAGCCAAAUGUCCUGUAUGUUUCUGCUUAAUCGGUACCUUUGAGGCUGUCACUUUGGAAGACAUCGUGAAGCUCCAACACUGUUCGGAAAAGAGUCCCACGACCACGCUGCCCUCACCAUUCGAGCAUGGACUUGGAGUCGGACCCGUGGUAAUGAGAAUCGAUAACGUGGCAUGGGACAUCACUCCGGCCAUUGUUGAGGCCUUCCUUCCGAGAAAUUCGUUAUCUCACCGUACCCUUCAACCAAUCCAUAUUCUCCUUGACAGAUUCGACGGGCGUACUAAGGACUACCUGUAUAUCGAAGCCGCGACACCGCAAGCCGCACAAACUAUACUCAAGACCUGUCAGAAUACUUUCUUGUCCGGAGGAGCGCUCACUUCGGGAAGGAGACGGCCUGUUACCAUCACUCCCGUAUCGCAUUCGGAGCUCAUAGAAGAACUGCGUCCACAUUCGGCUCAGGAACUCCAUUCGCUACUCGCUCUUUGUCAAGCUGCUAUAGACUCGAAUUCUGGAUCCAAACAAAGUACUUCAAAGUAUAUCAAGUCUCGCCAUGGGCCAUACUACGCCUUGAUGUCAACAAUGAGCAAAAUGAAUGGGGAGCAAAGUCCCUCUUACUGGGACAUGUUCUACGUCGCCUCUGGAGCCAUCUCCGCAUUAAGUAAAGCAAUAACUCGCCAGGCCUACUUUCGUUCCUCACAAGGCUCCCCUGCUCGCUCAUAUCCCACCGACGCCAUAACUCUUGUCUCUGAGGAAGAUCUGCUCGUACGCAAUAAAUUACUGAUGUUGUUCGAGAAGUGUUUUGGUAUGAUGCCAAGAGCUAAUUAACUCAGAGGAUCACUAUAUCAUCGGGGUGUACAGGAAUUUGUACUUGCAUCAUAACUGUCGCUAAUGUUGUUUAAUCUGUUGGACUCUUCGUGUCUACUUCACUAUCGGAACCUCCUUAUCUCGUACCAUAUUUUUCUCCGUUCUAC
Messenger RNA from Cryptococcus deneoformans JEC21, 1748 nucleotides. RefSeq names its product expressed protein. The record is from RefSeq and is a predicted model, not a curated record. Lineage: Eukaryota; Fungi; Basidiomycota; Tremellomycetes; Tremellales; Cryptococcaceae. The coding region runs from base 16 to 1602 and encodes 528 amino acids. The transcript is spliced from 8 exons.